AAAGACCGUAGUUGGUAAUUUUUGCGACACAUUUCAGUAGUGAAACGAGUAAAUGCGAGUUUUAAACGUGUAGUUGAAACAAAAAUACGAUGACUGACGAGCCCACGAAUGUUCAGGAAAAGUCUAAUGGACCUAUCGUGGAAACCACGUAUAAAACAUCAAGUUCCAACAACGUAGAAUCUGGAAAAAUAUUUACGUUAGGUAGUAGCUCUGAUUCGCCUUCGAUAUCAUCCCCACGUCUAAUGAAUGACGAUAUCUUUACUUUUGACGACAUUAUAAGACCACAAAGUAAAUCAGAAAAAAAUCGACGAAUUGUGUCUAUGAUGACGGGCCCACCUACAGUUUUAUUAACUCCUAGGAGGACAAAGUCCGUGCAAGAUUUUCAAAGUGGAAAACUGAAAAACGGGAUUAAGAAUAAUAACAGUAUGGUGUUAAAUUUGAUUGUACCAGCUCACAAUGUUACACAUCAAUCAUGUGAAAACAAUAACUAUUUAGAAAGCAUUUCCUACGAAGAUAUAAGGGGGAACGGCCAUAUGAAGGAGAGGCAUAAAUGCUACAAUCACAGCACACAUAGCCAUCAGGAGUUUCCAAUGUACAUCAAUGAAGGCCAUAUCAACAAUGAAAGUUCAUCUGAUUAUACGGAAGGUGUGUUGUCGAUUCCUGCAACUCCUGGUCUGGUAGGAAGGUAUGACAAUCCUACGCCACCGGAGGAGAAGAAGAAAGCAUUUUCUGAUAUUUUAGUAAGAACAUUUACUAUAUUUUAUGCAUUGUUUAACGUGACAGUAGGACUAGCUGUUUACGUCUCUGAUAUAAUAGAUGGGACCUAUCCCGUAGCAGAAGUUUAUAGCUUGACUCUCGUUUCGAUAGCGUGCUUGUACCUAACAUACCUGAUUAUUGACAUUAGUGUUUACACAAACAAAAAGCGUUCGUAUGAAAAAUUGAUCGAAAAAAACUUGCCCGAAAAUAUAGACGUAACUGAAACGCCCGAUGGACAAUUUCAGUUCAGCAUCCAACUUCCGGAAGUUAUUAAAAUGGGAAAAGCCAUCAAACAUGACUACUGUUUCAACAAGGAUAGGCACAGUACAAACUUUUAUUUAAAAAUCGGAGCUGCCGCAUUUUGUUUUGGACAUUUAAUUCACUAUGGUUUAAUAUUAGCUUACCAACUCGUAAUUAUCACAAGAAACGAUGGAAAAAUUGACCAUUGCUUUCCAUCUAUAUCUACAUGGUUUCUAGAUCUUCUGUAUCCACUUUAUUCCUUCAUAUUGCUUUAUUUCAUCUUCAAAUAUUCAAAUUUGAUAAUAAACAGAAAUAGGAUUCUUGCUCGCUUGGGUAUAAUGCAUUGUAUUUCCUCAAGUACAUGCUUUUGGGUUUGGACGAUUAUGAGAGAAGUUCUUGAAGCAUUGGAGUUCAAAAGAGAAAAAUUGCUGCAUUCUACAACUGCUCCUCCAGGAUCAAUCUCAGAAGCAGAACCGUACGCUCUACCAGUAUCACUUUUAUCACAAGAAGGAGUGGAUCAAUUAAAGGCUUCGUUUAAUAUAUCUAUCCAUCGUUUUACUUCAAUGAUACCUUGCAGUGAAGAAACGACUAAAAGGAUUUAUAGAGAUAUUUCACCUUACUUAUACCCAUUUAGUGUUGAGUACAGUAUUCUAGUCGUCGGUAUUCUUAUACUGGUCUGGCAAAAUAUUAACAAAUGCGACGCCGAAGAUGAAAACCAAGCUACGUCUCAAUGCAGGAUUCCUCCGCAAGGAAAUCCUGAUAAUAUAGAAAGUAACAUCGUUAUUCACGCAGAUUGCCAGGCUAGCAACAAGGGUCUUUUUGGAGGUUUCUUAGUCUUGAUUCUCACUAUUGUGGUCAGUUUACUGUUCUUCGUUUCGGUCUACAUGGAUGAUGGGUCACAGGUCGAAGAGGGACUAUUGUGUCAUAAAUGGGCUAAUUUAUUAAUAUUGGUGGCAAUGCUAAUAGCUUGCAUUUUCGGCUAUCGACAAAUAACUAAACUCGAUAUCAACUCUCUUCAUCACAAUAUUUUGGAUGAUAUUUUAUUAUUUAUUUGUAUACCAGCAUUUUUCUUGAACGGAAUUUUUAGCAUCAUUCCGGCUACUAUACAUUCCGAUGCUAUUUCAAUCGCAAGGAUUAUCUUAGAGAUCUUACAAGUGCUUGUUCAAACCGCCUUCCUAUUAGAUGGUCUUAGGCGAUCCAGCAAUACCAAACAAUUGAGGAAGUUAAAACCAGGUAGAGAGCUUGUGACCUUUCUGAUUAUUUCCAAUGUGUCGAUGUGGCUCAUGCAGACAUUCGAAGUUAAAGCUCAAGGUUUGGACGAUAUCAGAUACACUUUCUAUGGAACGGAACUUUGGACCAUUCUCGGACACAUGUGCUUGCCUCUUAUGAUGUUUUACAGAUUUCAUUCGUCCGUUUGUUUCUGUGAUAUUUGGAAGUAUGCCUACGAACCAUCUGGGCACUGAUUUAUUAAAUU
This is a messenger RNA of Phyllotreta striolata, 2470 nucleotides long. NCBI's taxonomy places the organism in Eukaryota, Metazoa, Arthropoda, Insecta, Coleoptera, Chrysomelidae. The record is from the annotation of a GenBank genome assembly.